Molecule: messenger RNA, 157 nt
Organism: Mesitornis unicolor (brown roatelo)
Lineage: Eukaryota; Metazoa; Chordata; Aves; Mesitornithiformes; Mesitornithidae
Product: S-antigen protein-like
Exons: 1
Source: RefSeq, a predicted model, not a curated record
GACCCAGGGACCCAAGGACCCAGGGGUUGGGGACCCAAGGACCCAGGGACCCAAGGAUCCAGAGGUUUGGGGACCCAGGGACCCAAGGACCCAAGGACCCAAGGGUUGGGGAUCCAGGGACCCAGGGACCAAGUGGUUGGGGACCCAGGGACCAGAG